CAACAUCGGUUGAUAGCAAUGUGCACCACAUUAUUUAGUGUUCAAGUGGUGUAAAACACUUUUGAGACUGACGAAGCGGUACGGACUUCGUGGACGGCAGCUCUUCAAACAAGCGAAGCCUCGACACUUGUCCGACCGGCAAGAGAACAACAGAGAACAGCACAAUGCAGGACAAGCAGAAGCCGCCGUCGUUCCCGAAUUUGCCCAAGAGCGCAUGUUCGUCGAGUUUAGCAAAAGUGAAUGUGGCUCUGUGGCUGUUAUACUAAUGUAUUUAAUGCGCUCGAUUGCAUUGAUGCUGCUUCUUCGACAGUAUUUUCCAAGCUGGAAGCGUUCCUGCCAGUAAUGGCCGAGGAAAACAAGAAGCUGAGCGAGGCUGUAGCAGCUGGCGAAGGUGCCAAGCACAACAUUGAAGUGGAAGAAGCCGAGGACCCGAGUGACAAUGACGGCGACGAUUCUAUGACUGGUGGCAACGAGGAAAAGAAGCAGAAGAAGGACGGCAAAGCUCCUGUAAUUGAAAUGAAUUUCGCGCUGGGUAUGAUGGACGAGGACGAUAGCGACACGGAAAAGCCGGACGCAGCAGUCGACCCAGAGGCACAGAUCAAGGUGGCAACCGCCACAAAGGUAGUUGAUUCGAGUUCAGGUUCGAAGCAGGAGGAGGAAUCAUCGUUUAAGAUGCGGCUGGAGAAGCCGAGCAACAAGCCACGCCCAGUUAUCCAGGAGCUGAAUUGAUGAGGCAGCAGCGAACCACAUACGGAUGUUAGUUGGAAAUAUUUACUACACGGAGAAGAGGAGCCUUAUGGCUCCGAUAAAAGUGAAUGAUACACACGCUGAAGUACAUGUAAA
Messenger RNA from Phytophthora nicotianae INRA-310, 843 nucleotides. RefSeq lists its product as hypothetical. The transcript is spliced from 3 exons. The coding region runs from base 241 to 729 and encodes 162 amino acids. NCBI's taxonomy places the organism in Eukaryota, Oomycota, Peronosporomycetes, Peronosporales, Peronosporaceae. Gene Ontology annotation, biological process: box C/D snoRNP assembly. The record is from RefSeq and is a predicted model, not a curated record.